Molecule: messenger RNA, 1200 nt
Organism: Linum tenue
Lineage: Eukaryota; Viridiplantae; Streptophyta; Magnoliopsida; Malpighiales; Linaceae
Source: the annotation of a GenBank genome assembly
AUGUCGUUGCUGGAAGUGAUCACAAAGGCUGCUACCACAUCCAAAGAUACUGCUAACCCGUCAGAAUACCCUAUAAUCCUAAAUCCAGAUGAUACUUUUCUGAAUUUGAAGCCUCAGCUUGAAACCCUAAAUGCUGCUGUCCUUGUUAGCCCGGUAUCUGGAUGGCAACUCUCUCAAACUGAUGCCAAACUCCUCGACCUUAGCAAGAAGUUCCAUGCAAAGCUAAAGCGGAAGCUCAAGGACACCAACAGUUUCAGUAAAGACAAGUUCAUUACAAUGUUGAAGCCAUUUCUUGAGGAAGUUAAGGAGAUGUUAGGGUUCACUGUGGCUGCCGAUUCCUCUAACGAUGCGGAUUAUACCUGUGCAUUGCUCCGGAAGGUAGGGAUUUUUAUGGGUCGAGAUGUGGCGAGUUUGGUUCUGGAAGCAAGUCUCAAGUUUGAGAUAUGGGACAUGGCGGAGACAUUGAUUGUUAACCGGUUAGUUGGCCAUUCGUGUUAUUCAAGCUUGGUUGAGAGCCUGAUUUCCCAAAAGAGGUCUGAUUUACUUUGCCUAUGCAUCAAACAUGCCACUGAUCUUGGACUGUCGGAACUGAUUGGGAUUCUGCGGUUUUUCCUGUGCCCAUCAAGAGAGGCUUACAAUACUAUGGCAGAUGUAAGGAAAGAAUGGGAAAGCCAAGCUUUGACUGCCAUUGACAAAGCAAGUGACAUGAGCUUGGUGGACAACAAGAAGGCGAGGUUGGCUAAAGAGGCUGCAGUUCUGCUUAUGCUUGCUUAUGAUAGCUUCUCGACUUCCGAGCUCUGCCUGCAUUACUUGCUAGCAUCUUCAAAUAUUGAUGAGGUGAUUAUGUCAUCAGCGAUUGGUAAGUUGAGCAGUAGGGAGUUGAUGAGCUUGGUAAGAUACUUGGGGAAAUGGUUGAAGAAAUAUGAAAGAUUUCCUGAGGCGGUCCCUUGUCCCAAGGCUUCUAAGGCAUUAGGGUUAAAAGCUUGUGAUUGGGUUCCUAAACUUGAGGACAUUGUCAGAUGUCUUGGGUUGGUAGUGGAUGAAAACUUCUCCAGUUUGAUACUGCACACCCAGUUUCACGAAGAGCUGAAAGCAAUUAAGGAUUGCGUUGGCUCUCUAGCCUCGGAAGCCCCAGUCUGUAGUUCUAUAGCAACUUCAAUAAGCAGAAUAAGGAGUGAAGCUAAAGGUGAGCAGAACUAG